Messenger RNA from Acanthochromis polyacanthus (spiny chromis), 1653 nucleotides. Its product is annotated as mucin-2-like. The transcript has 2 exons. Bases 1 to 1581 code for a protein of 526 amino acids. Lineage: Eukaryota; Metazoa; Chordata; Actinopteri; Pomacentridae. The record is from RefSeq and is a predicted model, not a curated record.
AUGGUCCAGAACGCAGCAGCUCAAGUUCUGACCAGAACAACACCAACAACUGCAGCACCAACAACCACAACCACAGCACCAACAACUGUAUCAUCAACAAUUGUACCACCAACAACUGCAGCACCAACAACUGCAGCGCCAAUAACCACAACUACAAAACAAUCAACCGCAGCACCAACAACUGUAGCAUCAACAACUACAGCACCGACCAUUGCAACUGCAGUUUCAACCACAACUGCAGCACCAGCAACCACAGCAACAACAACCGCAGUACCAACAACUGUAGCACCAAUGACAACAACUGCAGCACCAUCAACUGUAGUAUCAACAACCACAAAUGCAGCAUCAAUAACAACAACAUUAGUUACAGCACCAACAACCAUAACCACAGCACCAACAACCAUAACUUCAGCACUAACAACCACAGCUGCAGCACCACCAACUGUAAAACCAACAACUACAGCAUCAACAACGGCAGCACCAACAGCCACAACUACAGCACCAACACCUGCAGCAUCAACAACUGGAGCAUCAACAACUACCGCACCAUCAACUGCAGCACCAACAACCACAACCACAGCAUCAACAACUGCAUUACCAACAACUGUAGCACCAACAACCACAGCUGCUGCACCAACUGUAGCACCAACAACCACAGCUGCAGCACCAACAACUGCAAAUGCAGCACCAACAGAUACAGCACCAACAUCCACAACCACAGCACCAACUACUGCAGCACCAGCAACUGGAAAUACAGCACCAACAACUGCAGCAUCAACAACUGCAGCACCAACAACUGUAGCACCAACAACAACAACUGCAGCAUCAAUUGCAACACCAACAACUGUAGCACCAACAACUGCAGCACCAACAACUACACUACCAACCAUCGCAACUGCAGUUUCAACCACAACUGCAGCACCAGCAACCUUAACUACAGCAUCAACAACUGCAGCACCAACAACUGUAGCACCACCAACAACAACUGCAGCAUCAAUUGCAACACCAACAACUGUAGCAUCAACAACUGCAGCAUCAAUUGCAACACCAACAACUGUAGCACCAACAACUGCAGCAUCAAUUGCAACACCAACAACUGUAGCACCAACAACUGCAGCACCAACCAUCACAACUGCAGUUUCAACCACAACUGCAGCACCAACUACUGCAGUACCAACAAUCACAGCUGCACCAACAACUGCAGCACCAACCAUCACAAAUGCAGUUUCAACUGCAACUGCAACACCAACUACUGAAGUACCAACAAUUGUAGCACCAACAUCCACAGCUGCACCAACUACUGCAGCACCAACAACUACAGCACCAUCAAAUGCGGCGCCAACAACUGUAGCACCAUCAACUGCAGCACCAACAACUGUAGCACCAACUACUGUAGCACCAACCAUCACAACUGCAGUUUCAACCGCAACUGCAGCACCAACUACUGCAGUACCAACACCUAUAGCACUAUCAAAUGCAGCGCCAACAACUGUGACACUAGCAACCACCACACCUGAAGUUCCAACUACCACUCCCCAAAUGACUCCAACUCUUUCAACACCCGUGGUGCAAGGUAUGUGAAAUCAAAAAACAACAGAUAUAUUGUAUUACUUUCUAUUUGAUAUACAGAAAAACUUUAAGCAUUCUUGUUUU